Messenger RNA from Electrophorus electricus (electric eel), 3027 nucleotides. RefSeq names its product ovochymase-2 (gene ovch2). The record is from RefSeq and is a predicted model, not a curated record. Lineage: Eukaryota; Metazoa; Chordata; Actinopteri; Gymnotiformes; Gymnotidae. Gene Ontology annotation, biological process: proteolysis; acrosome reaction. Gene Ontology annotation, molecular function: serine-type endopeptidase activity.
GUUGCAUCUCAUUUUAACCACAGGAGAAUAAAAUGCUUCAUUCUUGCAGAGCAUACCUUUCAAGCCUCUCAGGACGUUUCCAGAAAAUAAGGAGUAGGAGUCAGGCCCUCCCACGGUAUUGCGCAUGGAGCAGCCAAUCUAAGCGAACAACUGCACUAGAGCGGUUUAAACCCGAGUUAUACUGGCACCGCACGGGCCCACGCACGGGCGGAGCGUUUAGACUCGACGCGUCAACGCCCACGCAAAAGUGCUUUAGCCUGAAGGUGCCAUACCUCGGUGAGGACACAGGAUGGCCGACUCAUCCCUCUGGACCUUUGCCAUUGUUCUGAUGUUUCGUCCGAUGUUAUACUCCCAUGCCAACGUCAGUGCCCUGCUCAAUGAGCCUGGAUGGACGUCUCAUUCAGGGGCAAAGUGUGGCUCUCCGCGGUUAGAGCCCCCAGCCGAUCGCUUUCUGAGGGUCGUCGGAGGAUCGCCGGCACUUUACGGUUCUAAUCCUUGGCUGGUGUCCCUGAGGUUCAGGGGCUCUCAUUUCUGCGGCGCUGCGGUCCUGACUGAACGGCUGCUGCUGACAGCGGCACACUGCUUCUCAGCUUCCUCAGAGGAGUUCCUGAAUGGUGUGGAGGCCGUGGUGGGCGAGUAUGACCAGAGGGUGAGGGACCAUGGCGAGCAGAGGUUCCGUCUGAGAAACGUGACCCUCCAUGAGCAGUACAGCAGAACACUUCCCAUGAGCUAUGACAUCGCCCUGCUGGAGCUGGAGGGACAUAUCCGCUUCAGUGACUUUGCUCAGCCUGUGUGUCUGCCUGCUCCUGGUGAGGUCUUUCCACCAAAGACCACGUGUCUCGUUGCCGGAUGGGGACGGACAUAUGAGAGGGGUCCCAGGGCUCCAGUUGUCCGCGAGGUGCAGUUGGAGCUGGUGGACCCGGCCGUAUGCAGACAUGUCCUGCGCACUCUCGGACUGAACCAGCGGCACUUUACAGUGCUGUGUGCGGGGCCGGAGAGAGGCGGCAGAGAUGCGUGCCAGGGGGACUCGGGCGGUCCUCUGCUCUGCCAGCGUACAGAUGGUCACUGGGUAGUGGUCGGCGUCACAUCUUGGGGCAAAGGAUGCGGACGCGGCUGGACCAACAACAGGAUGAAAGCGCCGACGUACAGAGGCUCGCCUGCACUGUUCACUAACGUUCCUGUGUUCACGAAGUGGCUGCUUAGAAAAGGGGUACCAGGCUCCCAGUGCAGUGUGGGAGAUGGAGUUCUAACAGCGACUGAGGGCAUUAUCCGAAACCCAGCUCAUCCGGGUCUGAACUACAGAAACAACGAGUUGUGCACAUGGUCCAUCCGUGUGCCAGAUGGCAAAAAGAUCCUUCUGGAAUUCCUGCAGUUUGACCUAGAAAAUGACUCCCUCUGCCACAACGACCACCUGACAGUGCUUGCAGGGGACAGCCUGCCUAUAGGGCGAUUCUGUGGCGCCGUGACACCAGCCCCACUGCUCGUUCACUCCAACAGCUCCACGCUCCGGUUUGCGUCCGAUUUCAGUGCGUCGGGCGCCGGCUUCUCCAUUCACUUCCGAGCCGUGGGGGAGGACUACGUUUCAGAGUCAGGCUGUGGCACAGUGGCACUGUUCCAAUCCCAGAGGGCUGUGCAGAGCCCUAACUACCCCCAGCCUUACAGUAACAACGCCCACUGCCGCUGGAUAGUCUACGCCCCAAAGGGCCAUGUCGUCAAGCUCUGCUUUGCCGACUUUGACUUGGAGCAGUCCGAGAGCUGCGAAUAUGACUCGCUGUCCGUGUUCGGAGACUUUGAAGCAAGAGACGAAAUUGUGGUUGCGUGUGGCCACAGCCUGCCCCCACCGGUGCUGAGUUACAGCAGAGUGAUGGUUGUGCAGUUUGGCGCUGAUGGCAGCGUCUCCGCCCGGGGUUUCAACGCCACUCUCUCAUUCAUCAGUGAGAAAGAUCUCCAUGACGAUCAGCAUGCGGUCCCGGAGGUGGAUGGAGAUGGCGAAAGUGGAGUUCUCGCUCUGUGGUCAGAGAAAGCUCCGCGUGGAAUGCCUCGCGACCUCGCUGCACCCGCGCCGGAGCGCCGGGAGAGGGGAAAGGGAGCCUGGUCCUGGCAGGUGGGCCCAACCCUGGGCACGGGUGGUUACUGCAGCGGGGCGCUUGUCCAGCCCGACUGGAUCCUCACUCCCGCCCACUGCGUCUACCGGCUGGUGGAGCACCUCAGACUGCUGAUGGUGAAGGCCGAUAAGGGAGAGGAGAGGCAGAGUGGCGUGGUGAGGCAGGUUCUCCGGCACCCUCGGUACGACCCCAUCACUCAGAGCUAUGACCUGGCUUUGCUUCAGCUCGCUGCCCCGCUGGCCCGGCACACUCGACCCGUUCGUCUUCCUCUGGCUGGACAGGAAGUCCUCUCCUACGUCUACUGCUGGACGGCUGUCCAGAGUGGUCAAACAGGGCAGCGACUGGUUGCAGUCUCCAUGCUGGAGCACACAGAGUGUGUACAGCACCACCCAAAGGCACUGAACUCCCACAUGCUGUGUGUCUGGCAUGAGACAGAACAUGCCAACAGUGACACUUGCAUGGAGGACACAGGCGGACCUCUGGUCUGCCAAGCAAACGAUUCCAGUUUGGUUCUGAUGGGUCUGAGUAGCAGGGGGGACAUCUGUCAGAAGCCUGGGCUGUACACCUCCAUACCUGCGCUUGCUGACUGGAUCUCUUUACAACUACGCGGUAACUGGUCUAUCUCAGAGGAGGACGUGGUAGAUGAAGACUGACAAUUUACCACCCCAACACGAACCCUGCUUAGAGAUAAGGCAUGGGUGUAAUUAUACUGCCACAGUUACAGCCAGCAUGCCUUUGCUUAAUCUGAGAUUUCUUUAAAAAUCUGCAUUCAUGCAAAUAGAGCUGUAAAAUGUAUUUAGUAAUUAUGAUAUGUAUAUAUCUUUUUCCAUACGUUUGAUUACACAUUUUCAGAACAAUAAAAUAAACCCUAAUCUUACAUUGUUGCAUGUUGUAUACCACAAACAUGAUUUAGCAUAAAUAA